Molecule: messenger RNA, 1897 nt
Organism: Camponotus floridanus (Florida carpenter ant)
Lineage: Eukaryota; Metazoa; Arthropoda; Insecta; Hymenoptera; Formicidae
Product: protein scarlet
Exons: 11
Coding region: 52-1875 (607 amino acids)
Cellular component (GO): plasma membrane
Molecular function (GO): ATP binding; ATP hydrolysis activity; ABC-type transporter activity
Source: RefSeq, a predicted model, not a curated record
CAAAUAUUAAGCAGAGAAGCUUUUUAGAACGUUUAGAAAUGAAUAGUUACAAUGAUACAAUUAACAGAUUCAAUCAAGAUGACUUCUCAACUUUCUCAACUGUUCUGGGAAAAUUUAACCGUUAGUGUGUCUGUUAAAGAUGAUGCGUGUUCGGGAAAAGUGUGGUGCAAAUUCUCGAGUAAAAAAUGCGUGUCAACGUUUACUAUACUGAAAGGAGUAUCCGGAUACGCAGAAACUAGUAACAUGUUUGCUAUAUUAGGACCGAGCGGCGCCGGCAAAACCACAUUUCUUGCUGCUCUGGCAAGAAGGCUUAAAUUAACUUCGGGCACAGUGAAGAUCAAUGGGCACGACAUUUCCAAAGAAACGAUGGCAGAAAUAUCGAGUUAUAUGCCGCAAUUUGACGCUCUGCCAUCUGCACUCACACCAAGAGAAUAUAUGUCAUUUGUGUGUGCUCUGAAAAUGGAAAGUAAUUGUAGCGCAUUAGGAAGAAAAUCCUUGGCCGAACAACUUUUGCGAGACCUUGCAUUAAACGAAUGUAUCGAUACUCUUAUAUCGAAACUAUCGGGUGGUGAAAAAAAGCGUUUGUCGUUAGCCACGGAAUUAGUGACGCAGCCAAAAAUAUUUUUUCUAGAUGAGCCAACUACAGGUCUGGAUACUUUUGCCGCAACAUGCGUCGUGCAAUCGUUAAAACUGAUUGCUUCGAGAGGCACGAUAAUUUUUUGUACGAUUCAUCAACCGGGUAUGACAAUAUACAAUGCGUUCAGUCACGUGUUAUUAAUGGCUGAUGGAAGAUCGAUAUACUUUGGAACGUUGGAAAAUGCUACAGAUUUUUUUAAAAGCCAGGAUUAUCACUGUCCUAUAAACUACGAUGAGUCUGAAUAUUAUGUAAACAUUCUAUCACGCCGAAACAGAUCGGAGACAACAGAUCGCAAUAUUGAAUUAUAUCGAGCUUUCUGGCAAUCAUCACUAUCAAAAAUUCCUACGGUUGAAAAUACCAAGACAAUUUUUCGCAUUGUUCCACGAAAAAAAUCUGGAUGGUUUGUACAAUUUUAUUGGUUGCUCUGGAGAAUAUUUUUGCAAGAUAUAAGGACAGUUUCCGACAAUUGGAUCGCAUGGUUUUCUUUCUCGCUAUCCGCAAUCUUUGUCGGUAUUUUUUAUAUCGGCGCUAAUUCAUCGACGCAAGAGGGAAUACAAAGUGUUCGAGGUGCGUUAUAUUUGAUGAUAUCUGAAAUUAUAUUUACAGUCGCCUAUUCGGUCAUUUACGAAAUACCUGGCGGACUUGUUCUUUAUCUUCGUGAGAGUACCGUAUAUGCGCCAGGACCCUAUUACGUCGCCACUAUUUUGGGCUUGAUACCCAAGGCAAUAUUUAAAGCACUUUUGUUCACGAUCGUGAUAUAUUUCCUAUUACACUUGGAAUUUCGGCUGAUCGACCUUUGCUUUUAUUGUUUCUGUACGAUGACGACAGCGAUUUGCGGUAUCGCAUACGGCAUGAUGACUUCCAGUUGGAUCACCAAUGUCGAUAUUGUUACCGCGAUAAUGGUACCGCUCGAUUUGCUGCUCCUUUUGAUGGCGGGUGUAUUUUACAAUCUCCGAACUCUGCCGAUCUACUUGACAUACUUUAAAUAUAUGUCGAUGUUCUAUUACUCUACCGAAGCUCUAUCAAUAAUACACUGGUCGAAAAUAAAGAACAUUGAUUGUCCAAUCAAUCGUGAUCUGCCUUGUUUAUCGAAUGGAACGGAAGUUUUAACAGAGUAUGGAUAUAACGAAGGAAAUUUUUGGUGGGACAUGGUCGGAUUGCUGCUUCUGAUAAUUCUGAUGAAUGUUGUUGGAUACUUUGGCACCAAGAGAAGAAGAGAAUCAAGAUCAAUUAUUUAGUCGGCGACCGAAAGAGGCAGUC